This is a messenger RNA of Ostertagia ostertagi, 690 nucleotides long. Lineage: Eukaryota; Metazoa; Nematoda; Chromadorea; Rhabditida; Trichostrongylidae. The record is from the annotation of a GenBank genome assembly.
AUGUUUGCCGUGCUGAUUCUUUUGCCGCUAUCUUUCGUCGUCUACUACGUAUGGUUAUUCUAUGCGAAUGUGAGACGUUAUCCUAAAGGACCAAGACCUCUGCCAAUUGUUGGGAAUCUUUUAUCGAUCAACUUGCGAAAGCUAAAUGAAGACUUCGAGCACAUAUCAAAGGAUUAUGGUGAAAUAUUUACUGUUUGGCUUCCUAAGCCGUAUGUGGUGAUCAUGAACUACGACAACAUUAAGGAGGCGUUCGCGAAAAAAGGAGAUGAUUUUAACGGUCGAUCUGGUCUCUUUCCUGACACAUUGUUCCAAAGCAUGCACAAUGGAGGCAUUGUUUUUUCCCAGGUUUCUCUUUCUGCACAAGAAUUUCUCAAUCAUAUGAAGAGCAUCAAAAACAAGGACGAAGUUGAUCUACGAAGACCUUUUACAGUUUUUGUCGCAAACGUCAUCAACAGGACGUUAUUUGGAUAUGGGUACAGCUACGAUAACGCCGAUCGCCUUAUGAGGGUUGCGGAUACUUUAGCCAUAUUAUUCGACGAGGCGAGGAGCAGCAAAGUGGUAUUUCUCGCUCAACUCAUGCCUUCUAUACUUGCGAUUCCAGUACUGCGCAAGUAUCUCUCAUCGGAAGAUAACGCAAGUCGUCAGAGAAGAUGUGAAGAAGGUGUUACAGUCUUGGGAUGGCAGCCAUGA